Ectocarpus siliculosus is the source of this 2535-nucleotide messenger RNA. The record is from the annotation of a GenBank genome assembly. NCBI's taxonomy places the organism in Eukaryota, Phaeophyceae, Ectocarpales, Ectocarpaceae.
AUGGCCAAGGAAAAGGGCGCGGCGCCGUCGCGACGGCUUCCCGGCAGGAGCGGUAGAGCAAGCUUCGAAGGAGACCAGGUAGCAGCGGAGGGUGCGGGAGUGCGCAGCGCACCUUCCAACGAUGAUGAUGAUGCAUACGCUGCUGGCCGGGCGCAGCAGCAGUCGGACGUUGGCAGCGGGAGUGUACCCGAUGCUGCUGCUGCUGCUGCUGGCCCGCCCGCAGCAACCCCGGCCAAGAAGGGCCGCGGCAGGCCCAGGAAGAAGCCCUUAGAGCCUCCUCCCUUGUCCGCCAAGGAAGAACAAGACCCCGAGGUAGCAGCCAUCGUCGCCAGAGCGUCGCCGAGCUCUUCGCCGCGGACAGUGGGAGGGUGGGAGUCAGGGCCGGUGCCAGGGAGGCACGCGGUUGCGAUACCGAAGAGGGACGAGGGCAACAAAGCGGGUGCAACCGCGGCGGUGAAGGACGACAAUGAGGCGGCGGCGGCGGCGGCGGCGGCGGAGGGGGACGGAGCGGAUGGAAACGAGUCGGACGAGUGGUCGGAUCACGACGAGGUCCACUACCUCCCUCGCGAGGUCAAGGCACAGUUUGGGCAGGUGGUCUGGGCGAAGAUGGGCAAUCCCCCAUGGCCGGCCCUGGUGUGGGAUCCGAGGUUCUUGGGCAAUGACAAGAUCGCCCGUGGCGUAGCCCGGAUGGCCUACGCCGCCGUCGGCAAGAGCCACCUGGUCAAGUUCUACACCACCUCCAAGAACCCCUUCGCCUGCGUGCCCUACAAGAGAAUCAAGCCUUUCGACGCGACUGAGCUGCCGACCCACCUGAAGGCUUGCAAGGUCACGAAGAAGAAGGAUACCCUUAAGGAGGACGUGCAGGCCGCUGUCGAGGCGUCUCUUCUCACCAAGUCGGAAAGGCUCGCCGAGAUCCACAUGGUGGGCCGCUGGACCGGGAACAAGAAGAACAGCAGUACACCCAAGAAGGCGAACAAUACCGCGGCCAGCCAAACACCGACGGCCGCAUCUGCGGAGCCCCCUAAGAAGCGAGGUCGAGGCCGUCCGCGGAAGACGCCGCUACCGGUCAAGGAGCUGGACGCGGACCCGCCGUCGCCGGUGUCCUCUGCGGGGGUCGAGUACGAGCUGCCCGUGCCGGAGGCGGAGGAGGGGGCGGAGGAGGAGGAGAAACAGGAGGACGGAGCUAUGGAGGAGGAGGAGGAGGAGGCGGCGGAAGAGGAGGAAGAGGAGGAGGAGGAGGAGGAGGAAGAGGAGGGAGGGGGUGAUGACGACGACGAGGAGGAGUACACGGUGGAAGGCGAGCCGGAGGAGGAAGACGACGAGGACGACAAACUUUCGGACGAGGACUUCGUUGCCGCGAAGGCUGGCGGGGGGCGAAAGAAGAAAGGUCGCGGCCGGCCUCGCAAGAACGGCGGCGGCGGCGGCGGCGGGAAGAAAAAGGCCAAGAGGCCCCGUCCCUCCUCGCCUUCCGCCAGCGACGGCGCCGGCAGCGACACUUUAUCCGGGGGGGAAGCACCGGUCAACAGCAGCGGCAAGAAGCGCGGGCAGGGCGGUAGCGUGGAGCCCGGCCGGGCGAAGGCGCGGGCGCUAGCGGUGGUGAGGAAGUACGUCGCCGGCCUUCCCCCUACGGAGUACGGGCGGGAUGAGGGGUGGAUACCUUCCAAGGAAGAGGCCGCCCGCGAAGCCUCAGCAAGAGCCGGGGAGAGCGGCGGUGGGGGCAGCUCGGGAGGGGGAGGGGCGCGUGGGGGUGGGAACAAGAGGGACAGGGCGGGUGGCGGGGGUGGUGGGGAAAAGAAGGCGAAGAAGUUAAAGGCGUCCGAGGAGCGGCAGAGGGAAGAAGCUGAGCGAAAGGAACGGCUGACGCAGAUGAAGAGCUCGUCGGAGCCCAUCUGGAAGCAGCACCGCCGUAUGAAGGAGGAGCAAGGGAAGGAGAGCGGCGGUGGCGGCGGAGGGGGGACAUCAGACGGCGCAGCAGCAGACCGGGCUCCGUCGAGGUCUCGAACCCCGCCCGAUUCGGCGCAGCAGGGGUCGUCGUCGAAGAAGGAGAGAGUGGGCGAGGAGACCCCUCGCUCGCGGAGCCCGAAGCCAGAGACCGGCGGCGUUCCGAGAGAAGGAGGAGGGCGGGAGCCGAAGAGAGAGAACGGCGGGAAGGGGGGAUCGCCGCGAGGGAGUUCCGGAGGUGGGCGGUACGGCGGCGGCGGCGGGCGGGAAGAGGGGUCUGCCGGCGGCGAGGGCGCGGCGGCGGUUAAGAAGGAAGCUACCAAGGAGGUGAAGAAGGAAGCCAAGAAGGAGGUGGCUCCCGCUGCUGCUGCUCCCGCUGCUCCCGCUUCCGCGAAGAUCUCCACAGCCGUCGCGAAGGACGAGGGCCGAGAGAUCAGCAAGGAGUACCUGCGACGGCUACGCACGGCCGUGUUCAGCAUGGAAGGCUCGGACAGUCAGAAGCUGCGGGACAAGGUCAUGUCGGGAUACGUUGUCUCCAGUGAUUUCGUGUCGAAAUCUUGCGAAGAGCUUCGCGCGAUGGCAGGCCUGACGUAA